Molecule: messenger RNA, 804 nt
Organism: Anopheles marshallii
Lineage: Eukaryota; Metazoa; Arthropoda; Insecta; Diptera; Culicidae
Exons: 5
Coding region: 1-804 (267 amino acids)
Molecular function (GO): chitin binding
Source: RefSeq, a predicted model, not a curated record
AUGGGUGUUUCUGUGUGGUUGUUGUUGUUUUGUGUAGGAGUUAUUUUGCAGCAGAUGGUCGUAUCGCUAGCUAGUGUGCCGAUUGCUAGGAGGCAAAGAACUGUAAUAAAUAUACCAGAGGUAUCCCAAGAUCCAGUUGUGUACAGCUGUGAUAACGUAGAGGAAAAUCACCGGGUUACUUGUGGCAGUUGCACAAGCGUUAUGCUAUGCAAUUACCAAAAACAGAAUGUAGGAUUGUACGAUUGUAGUUCCAUCGAUCCUCUACUUCCCUACUGUAAGGACGGAAAAUGUCAAAGCGAACUGGGUUGCGAUUUAAAAAGUGACUUGUGCCCUGCAGAAGACAAUUUUUAUCCAGUCCCGCACAACUGUAGUGAAGCAGUGUAUUGUAACGACCGUUUGCAAGCCACAUCAUACUCCGCCCCUUCCACAUCGUACAUGUUCGAAUAUGAAACAGGAUCAUGGAUUUAUCUCAAAACACCGGCCGAUUGUUUCCAAAUCAAUUGUAACACCGCUUCAAAUUUGAACAAAUUUUUUACAUAUAAACCAUAUCCUCAGCUAUAUUUCUUCUGUGGAACAAGCGGUCCACUCACAUUUAAAUGUGGAGUUAGUGAGGUGUUCAACGAAACGACGAAAAAUUGUGAAUUUGGUUGCACAAAGAAAGGCAAAUUUCCCAUUUCAGGAGUAAAGGAUAGAUAUUAUUCAUGUUUGGAUGGACCAAACGGUUCGUUACAAAAAUUCGAAGAAUCCUGUCCUAGUGGUAAGGAGUUCGACGCACAGCUACAGUUAUGCAAGAAUAAAGAAUGA